Messenger RNA from Anthonomus grandis grandis, 2560 nucleotides. RefSeq names its product neurotrimin-like. The coding region runs from base 114 to 1412 and encodes 432 amino acids. Gene Ontology annotation, cellular component: neuron projection. The record is from RefSeq and is a predicted model, not a curated record. Lineage: Eukaryota; Metazoa; Arthropoda; Insecta; Coleoptera; Curculionidae. The transcript has 10 exons.
CUGUCUCUAGUAUUCUUCGCGUCCUCGGUGGAAGAAGAACUAGUGCUCCUGUGUUUGCGAGAGUUGUCGACACGCGAUCCAGAACUUUUCUGAAAGUUAUUUUCAACGAAAAUAUGAUUUGUCAAGUACGAUUUGUUUUGCUUGGACUUCUGGCAAUAUUCGUGGUUAAAGUGAAGUCCGCUACUUCUACUGGUGGGGGUGCUAAUGCUGUAGUGGAAGAGCCGGAAUUCACCGAAGUUAUCGAAAAUGUGACUGUUGCCGCCGGACGAAAUGUUAAGUUUUCCUGCUCGGUCAAAAAUUUGGGAACUUACAAAGUUGCUUGGAUGCACUACGAACAGUCAGCAAUCCUCACCGUUCACACUCACGUUAUUACACGAAACCCUAGAAUAAGUGUGUCCCAUGAUAAACAUCGUACUUGGUUUCUUCAUAUAAGCAAUGUUCAAGAAGAAGAUAAAGGAAGAUAUAUGUGUCAGAUCAAUACUGUUACUGCCAAAACACAGUUUGGAUAUCUCCAUGUUGUUGUCCCGCCAAACAUUGACGACUCUGUUAGCAGUAGUGACGUCAUAGUUCGCGAGGGAGCAAACGAGACACUUGUCUGCAGAGCAACUGGAUCUCCAGAACCUAAAAUUAAAUGGAAGAGAGAUGACAAUACAAAUAUCCAAAUUAACAAAACAUAUCAAGUUGAAUCAUUUGAAGGAGAAAAACUAGAGCUUACUAAAGUCUCAAGGUCCGUGAUGGGAGCUUACCUUUGUAUUGCUUCAAACGGUGUUCCUCCCACAGUAAGCAAGAGGAUUAAAGUUAGUGUAGAUUUUCCACCAAUGCUUUGGAUUCCACACCAAUUGGUCGGAGCACCUUUAGCUUACGCAGUUACAUUGGAAUGCUUUACUGAAGCACAUCCAAGCUCAUUGAACUACUGGACAAGAGAAGACGGCCAAAUGAUACAUGAAUCACGUAAAUACCAUUCUGAGAAUAUUGUUGGUUUUCCAGCCUAUAAGACUCAUAUGCGGCUGACCAUAAACAAUAUUCAACAAAGUGACUAUGGCACCUAUAAAUGUGUUGCUAAAAAUCCAAGGGGUGAGACUGACGGAACGAUACGACUCUACAUAUCUUCACCUCCUACCACCUCUCCAAAGCCCACGACCACAGAAACACCUAGUAGAGUGAAAGAUUGGGGAGUCAGCGAUCUUAACAACACGAUUUAUGGCAACCCUUCUUCUCUGACUAUACAUCUUGAUAAAGGUGCAAAGUACCAAUCAAACCUAAAUGAAAUUGAUAGAUCUGAACAAAAGUCUGGAGUAGAUAAUGAAAGUAAAGGAGGAAUAUUCGAUGAAAAAAGCCCUGCUUCGUUUAUAGAUGGAUCUAUUCAGCGUAUACUCGUUAUCCAAGUGAUAGUCUUCACGCUCCUGCGGUGAACAGCUUAAUGAGGUAAUACAGGUAUUUUAAAAUUAGUGUUAAGAUAAGAAAAACAAUGUUAACUGUAAGCCAAGAGGUUGCUUAAGUGUAAAAUUGUUUAUAUGUAUAAUCUAAUUAAAAAUAACAAAGACUGAGAUUGACUAGAUUCAAAGAUUAUAUAUUGAAAAUCACGAGGACUAUUUCAAAAUUUAGAUAAUGGUGUGUUUUAGUACAUAUUUACAACAUAAACGUUUUGCAUAUGGUUAAAUAAAAACUGGGGUUAAAUAAUAAUACACGGUCGCAUUGUCGUAUUUAAAUAAGUGAUUAUUUUUAAUUUAUUAUUUUGAGCUGCAAAUUACAUAUAAUAAAACAUUUUAUUACUUGCUCACUGUCGUUUCAAAUCAAAAUUUAGGUGAUUAGUAAAUUAAUUAGUCUGCCUCUUAAACACAUUAAUUAAAGCUUUUAAAAUGUUAAAUAUACAGUGUUCUUAAAACAUUAUUUUUUUAUAUACAAUAUGGUUGCUUCGCGUUAGUGCCAAAUGUUUAUUCAGUGCCAAAUAUAAAAUCGAAAUUUACUUGCCCUUACUUGAACACUCUAUAUUUGCUUAAUAUAUAAUAAUGUAGCAGUUUCAUAAGAACAUUAUAACUACAUUACCAAUGUAGCUUUUAUAAAUUAUAAUUUGGUAUGGUUAAGUCGUAAAUGUUAUUAGAUAUCGUAUAAAAAUGCUUUCGUCGUAAGAAUAAAAUUACAGGGUAAAAUUCUUCAUAUAUUACAGCACCCCUUCACUACUAGAAUAUAUUGAUCUUUAUAGGAAGGGUUGUUCCUAUAUAAGUUAAUAGCUCAUUAUAAAUACAUAUUUGCUUUAUGGUUCUUAUUAAAGUGGUAACUCGAUGUAAGUACAAUCUUCAUCCUACAGUUAGAAUGUAUGUAAAUAAAUUAUAUAAGACGCGGUAUAUAGACGUAUUUACUGGUUUAAUUUGCAAAUUGUUUAAAAUAGAAUUGUUUCAGUAAAAUUUAACUUAAAUACUGAAAUUUUAAUGCAAUUUUUACCUGUGAUUAAUAAAUUAUGUAUAAACACAAACGAGAGCUUAUAGAACAAAAAAUAUUACAAAAUGUCACAUCUGUCAAUUUAAACAACAUUUGCUUUAAUGGCGCUUGAUCUACAAAG